Molecule: messenger RNA, 558 nt
Organism: Plasmodium coatneyi
Lineage: Eukaryota; Apicomplexa; Aconoidasida; Haemosporida; Plasmodiidae
Exons: 2
Coding region: 1-558 (185 amino acids)
Source: RefSeq, a predicted model, not a curated record
AUGGCACCCCUUUCGAGAAUUUUAAUAUUAACUUUCAUUUUAAUCUUCUGGCAAUAUGCAAACUAUGUAAUUCCAUUGGACAUACUAUACGAUAAUGGCACUAGUCAGAAUGGUUCACUAAAUAUAAUAACUGGAAGAUCACUAAUGAGUGAAACUGAAAUGCGCAGACCACAGAAGAGUAAAUUUCUUGCUAGUCCUAAAGGAGGUCCUCCUGGAAAUACCGCGUUGGAUGGAAAGUCUAAAACAUCAAAUUCGAAGACUAAAUCAGAAGAGUCACAAUGCACAAAGAGCAAGGCGAUGAAUGAAAAAAUGAAAAACGGACGCAAAGGAUUCUUCAGUAAAUUGGCAUAUGCUAGUAAUAAAAAUAAAGAAUGGAUAUUUCUCGCAUUGGCCAUUAUAUUUUUUUAUCCAGUAGCUCUGUAUUGCAUAGGCUUGUUCGUCAAAACUUAUAAUACCUUACCACCCUAUUCAUGGACUAUAUGUUACAUUACAGUUCCUAUAAUUAUGGUAUAUAUAUUAUUGAGCGCGCUUGUGGGAACGUGCUCUUGGUGGAAAUGA